AUGAAUGCUUUGUUAAUUUGCGUCUUGGGAGUGCUGGCUGUUACCGCGGCGUUACCAGCGGAUCAUUACACAGAUCGCUUUGACAAUAUCAAUAUUAAUGAUAUCCUGAAUAACCCAAGGCUCCUCAAUGCAUACAUCAAUUGUGUGUUAGACAAGGGAAAGUGUACCAACGAGGGAAAGGAGCUGAAAUCUCACAUUGGCGACGCUCUAGCGACAAAUUGCGAGAAGUGCACGGACAAACAGCGCAAGGGAACUCGUACCGUCAUCGGCCAUCUCAUCAAUAACAAACCUCAAGAGUGGGAAUUAUUAACAGCCAAAUACGAUCCCCAAAGAAAAUACUCAGCGCAGUAUGAAAAGGAAUUGAGAACUAUCAAGGCUUAG
Molecule: messenger RNA, 381 nt
Organism: Pieris macdunnoughi
Lineage: Eukaryota; Metazoa; Arthropoda; Insecta; Lepidoptera; Pieridae
Source: the annotation of a GenBank genome assembly